This is a messenger RNA of Phyllostomus hastatus (greater spear-nosed bat), 2749 nucleotides long. RefSeq names its product acyl-CoA dehydrogenase family member 9 (gene ACAD9). The transcript has 18 exons. Bases 57 to 1994 code for a protein of 645 amino acids. Lineage: Eukaryota; Metazoa; Chordata; Mammalia; Chiroptera; Phyllostomidae. The record is from RefSeq and is a predicted model, not a curated record. Gene Ontology annotation, molecular function: flavin adenine dinucleotide binding; acyl-CoA dehydrogenase activity.
CAAGACUGAGGCGCUAGGAGGUGGCGCUGUGGAAGUGUCCGGGGAUUUCGGGCAGCAUGAACUGCUGUGGGCUUUUCUUGCGCACUGCAGCGGUGCGUGCCUGGCCGGCUCUCGUGGCCUUCACGGUGAGGCGGCGCUCGCUACGCACCAGUCUGCAAACCCGAGCCUUCGCCAAGGAGCUCUUCCUGGGUAAAAUCGAGAAGGAAGAAGUUUUCCCAUUUCCAGAAGUUAGCCAAGAUGAACUUAAUGAAAUCAAUCAGUUUGUGGGACCCAUAGAAAAAUUCUUCACUGAAGAAGUGGACUCUCGAAAAAUUGACCAAGAGGGGAAAAUCCCAAAGGAAACUUUAGAGAAGCUGAAGAGCCUGGGGCUUUUUGGCAUGCAAGUCCCAGAAGAAUAUGGUGGCCUGGGCCUUUCCAACACCAUGUAUGCACGGCUACAGGAAAUUGUCAGCCUGGACGGGUCGAUCGCUAUGACCCUGGAAGCACACCAGGCUAUAGGCCUCAAGGGAAUCAUCUUGGCCGGCAGUGAGGAGCAGAAGGCCAGAUACCUGCCCAAACUGGCAUCUGGGGAGCACGUUGCCGCCUUCUGCCUGACAGAGCCAGCCAGGUCUGCCCUUGGCGCGAACUGCCAUGGAAUAGCGUCUCCCAGGGGCAUGGAAGGAGGGCUAAAGUUUGUGCUGAAUAGUGGGAGUGAUGCUGCCUCCAUCCAGACCAGGGCCUCGUUAAGUGAAGAUAAAAAGCACUACAUCCUCAGCGGCUCCAAGGUCUGGAUCACCAAUGGAGGACUUGCCAAUAUUUUUACUGUGUUUGCUAAAACCAACGUUGAUUCUGACAGCUCAGUAAAAGACAAAAUUACAGCAUUUAUAGUAGAGAGAGACUUUGGUGGAGUAACUAACGGGAAGCCUGAGGAUAAGUUAGGUAUCCGUGGCUCCAACAUUUGUGAAGUCCAUUUUGAAAACACCAAGGUGCCUGUUGAAAAUGUUCUAGGAGAAGUUGGAGGUGGGCUAAAGGUGGCCAUGAACAUCCUCAACAGUGGGCGGUUCAGCAUGGGCAGCUCUGUGGCUGGGAUGCUCAAGAAAUUGAUCGAAAUGACUGCUGAAUAUGCCUGCACGAGGAAACAGUUCAACAGGAACCUCAGUGAAUUUGGAUUAAUUCAGGAAAAAUUUGCCUUGAUGGCUCAGAAGACUUAUGUAAUGGAAAGUAUGGCCUACCUCACUGCCGGAAUGCUGGAUCAACCAGGGUUUCCUGACUGCUCCAUUGAGACUGCCAUGGUGAAGGUGUUCAGCUCAGAGGCUGCCUGGCAGUGUGUGAGUGAAGCCCUGCAGAUCCUUGGAGGCUCAGGCUACGUGAGGGACUACCCCUACGAGCGCAUGCUGCGUGACGCCCGCAUCCUGCUCAUCUUUGAGGGAACCAAUGAGAUUCUCCGGAUGCACAUUGCCCUGACAGGCCUGCAGCAUGCUGGCCGCAUCCUGACUGCAAGGAUCAAUGAACUUAAACGGGGUAAUGUGACCACUGUCUUGGAUACUGUUGGCCGGCGGCUUCGGGACUCCUUGGGUCGAACCGUGGACUUGGGGCUGACGGGGAAUCUUGGAGCUGUACACCCCAGUGUUGCGGACAGCGCCAGAAAGCUCGAGGAGAACGUGUAUUACUUUGGGCGCACCGUGGAGACGUUGCUGCUCCGCUUUGGCAAGACCAUUGUGGAAGAGCAGAUGGUCUUGAAGCGUGUGGCCAACAUCCUCAUCAACCUGUAUGGCAUGACAGCUGUGCUGUCUCGUGCCAGCCGCUCAAUGCGAGCAGGACUUCGGAACCAUGACCAUGAGGUUCUGCUGGCCAACAUCUUCUGCACGGAAGCUUAUUCCCAGAAUCUCUUCACCUUAUCUCAGCUGGACAAGUAUUCUCCAGAAAAUCUAGAUGAACAGAUCAAGAAAGUGUCUCAGCAGAUCCUAGAGAGGCGAGCAUACAUCUGUGCCCAUCCUCUGGACCGUACAUCCUGAGGGACGGUGUUCUCUGCUGCUGCCAUCCCGUAGGCCACAGGACAUUGCUGAACAACUCUCACUUUUUCCAGAAGAUGUAGAACCUGGAAUUAUUUCAAGUUGAACUAUUGCUUCCCAGUCUUCAUCUGAAGGUCUUUCUCCUGGCCUGAGGGAGCCUUUUCCAGACCUGACCUCUGGGCACUGCUGCCUGACAUGAUCCCAGGUUCUAAACAGAGAUGAAGAGAGAGAGAAUGGAGUUUCUGAGACCUGGGAUUGGAGGAUGUGCUAUCAGUUUAGGAAACCUUGCAAUGGAAACCGCAGCCUGUGCUGCUACCUCUGUGGCAGGAGCCUGUGGGGCCUGUUUCAGGCAUGGAUGACCAUUUCUACUAGACUACACAUUACCCAAGAAACAGCUUAAAAGCUGUAUGUGUGCCAUUCAGACUAGGGUCAAGGUGCACUAAAAACAUGUACUAGGAAACAUUUAACAGAGGGGAAUAUAAAAUGGCACAGUUUGUAUUUACCCUUCUGGUCAUGUUUGUCCUCAGAACCAGCCUUUAAUGGAAGACAGCAUGACCCUAACAACCACUCUUUGGUGAUGGCUUCCAGUCCCUUUUGUCCUCACCCUGCAAGAAGAAGGCCCUGAAAGCUGAGGAGCAGGUGGCCACUGCAGAGCCAUGGGGGUUACGAGUCCUGUUUUUUAUCUCUCUCAGGUGAUGAUGGGUGGAAAACAGCAUUGCUUGCUUGUUACCUGACAACAUAUGCUUUUUUCCACCUGA